GUCGCCUGUGCCGCCACCCUCCAGCCGCCACCCCCUGCUGAGGCCUGAGGCAGCCGCGCUGCUGCAUGCGUCUCUGCGGGCCCCACUCGAGUCUGGACACGCGAACCUGCCGGGGAAUACCUACGCCGUGCAGCCCCAGCUGGCAUCCAUGCUGCCAUUUCUCUCCCGAGUCGCAACCUUCACGAGGGUUCUAGUGCGCGCCCAGUCUCGUAUUCUACGCCCAUCCGCUUCUUCUGACGACAUCCAUGACAGUACUUCCCGCCUCCGUGCGUCGAUGCCUGCUCGUCAUCGUGCUCGCAUGUGGAGUACCCAGUGCGCCGUCUUGAUAUAAGCCAUCGUCGCCGCCGUUGCCUAUCAGUUGUAUUCUCCCUUCAAUUGGGGCUUUCCUUUGCAUCGUACGGAGUCUCCUCGCCUCCUCCCCACCUUACGACUUUUACGACGCGCAAUGGCUGGCUCUUCGCUCGACAACAAUCCGCCAAAUGCCUCGCGCCACCUCACGGCAGGCGGUUCGGACUGGCUGUGGGCCGUCACCGCCAUCAUGGGUCUAUGCGACCUCGCCAUGAUCGGCUGGUCAUUUGCUAGGCCUCGAGGAACUCGAGUCUUCCACCAGAUUGGUAUUAUCGUCCUGACCACUGCGACGAUUGCAUAUUUCGCCAUGGCAUCCGACCUGGGUGCCGCGCCCGCGACUGAGGAGUUCCUCCGCGGCGGUGCCCCUGGUACGACCCGUCAGAUCUUCUACGUCCGCUACAUCCAGUGGUUCAUCACGCUCCCGCUGCUGCUUCUUGUGCUGCUCCUCACCACCGGUCUGACGCUCUCCGACAUCUUCACGACCAUCUUCAUGGGCUGGGUGUUGGUCAUCUGCGGUCUCGUUGGUGCUCUCACCACCACGUCCUACAAGUGGGGCUUCUUCGUCUUCGGUCUCUUCGCCCUGUUCUACAUCUGGCACGCGCUCCUCGGACACGGCCUGCGCUCGACCUUCAUAGCAGGCGGCGGCGUGCGCAGCGGCUACAUCCGCACCGCGGGCUACUUCGCGCUGCUGCUCAUGCUCUACCCGAUCUGCUGGGCGUGCGCCGAGGGCGGGAACGUCAUCUCCGUCACGGGCGAGAUGAUCUGGUACGGCAUCCUCGACCUCUUAGCGGGCCCCGUCUUCCUGUUCUUCUCCCUCUUCGGCCUCCGCUCCGUCGACAUGGCCGCGUUCGGGCUCUGGUCGGGCAAGUACACGGACACGGGGUACGGCCCUGGCGCGGGACACGCGAAUGGUGCGGGACAUGCGAAUGGCGCGGGAUACACGAAUGGCGCGGGUGCGGCGGGCACGGGCAUGGCGGCGGCGCCGGGCGCGAACGGCGCGACGGGUGUGGGUGCGCCCGGCGGGGCAGCAGCGGCCAACCAGGUCUGAGCAGGUAGUCUCGCUUCAAACCCUUUACCACCGUGGGUGCACGUGUGCACUGCACUCAGGAGCCUCUUUCCAUUGUCACGACAUAAUAUCGCGCGUGCUCUUCAUGGGACCGUAUUAUCCACGAGCAGUCCCAGUGCGUAGUGCGCGUUUACUCCGAUCCUACGAUACGCCAUUUGCUUUGCAUUGAUAGUGUACGAUCGCCGUUAAACUGUUAAUGACCCCUCAUGUACGGCGCAGUGUCUGUAGAUAAGUGCAACUCCAGUUUGUAUUCUGUUACCAAUGCAAUGUGUGUUGUUGAUUGUAUCAUACCCUAGUGUGUGACGCGAGGGCCUUCGAGGACACAGUUCAGUAACGUGUGCCAUCAUGGAGCAAGCCGAG
Messenger RNA from Rhodofomes roseus, 1774 nucleotides. Its product is annotated as heat shock protein 30. Gene Ontology annotation, cellular component: endoplasmic reticulum; plasma membrane. NCBI's taxonomy places the organism in Eukaryota, Fungi, Basidiomycota, Agaricomycetes, Polyporales, Fomitopsidaceae. The record is from RefSeq and is a predicted model, not a curated record. The transcript is spliced from 4 exons. The coding region runs from base 446 to 1396 and encodes 316 amino acids.